This is a messenger RNA of Lepidothrix coronata (blue-crowned manakin), 1084 nucleotides long. RefSeq lists its product as uncharacterized. The transcript has 4 exons. The record is from RefSeq and is a predicted model, not a curated record. The coding region runs from base 243 to 872 and encodes 209 amino acids. NCBI's taxonomy places the organism in Eukaryota, Metazoa, Chordata, Aves, Passeriformes, Pipridae.
GCCAUGGUGUGGGGUGAGCUCAGCACUGCCUACAGCCCUGCGCCAGGGACUCCUCUUGGGCUCCUGCAGUCCCUUGGCCCUAGAAUGUGUGUGUACAGGGAACAGCCACACAUUGGGAAAGCAAGUGCCGGCAUUACUGGGAUCUGCUCUCUCAUAAGGCCUCCUUACUUAUAGCAAAUCCUGGGAUCUGCUCCACCCUUAUUCCACAACCCCACCUGCCUGUGCCUUGCCACCCAUCGCUGAUGGCAGCAGUACCCAUCACCUCUCUGUGUGCCACCCGCUCUGGGAGAUGGCCACGUGCAACCAUGAAGCCCGUAUCCUUUGCUCCUCGUUGCCAGGACAUUGUCACUGAUUUGGAUGUCCGGUGUAGUGACCAGCCAAGUUACCCAGCGUUUUUACUCAUCCUCCACACGUGCCUGGGCAAGCCAAAUGGUACAUCACUGAUCUCCAGUUUAAUCUCUCUAUGCCACCAGCAUUUUGUCUGUAGAAGAGGUGCAGUAAUGCUGCUUCAACUGUCCUGUUUUAACUGUGAGGCCUGGCUUUGUCUCACUGUCUUUCCACUGAUGAGCCCAUGCUGUCUUGAGACCUCUCCUUCCUUACACGCAGAGGUCUUCCUGGAUUUCUCUGAGGACACUUGCAUUGACAGCAACAGAGAUCUGAAGUGUGGUGUUUGCUGCAAACUAAAGGCAAAAAAUUCACCUCAGUCCUUGAAAAAGGAGGAAUCUGCUCACCCAUGUUUAACUGCUCUCUGGAUUCUGCUCUUUUCUAACCUUCAUUUCCACUUAUAUGACCUGCCCAGAGGUGUGGGCUCACAUGUUACUCCUGCUGACCCGGGCAGGACAUCGUGUGCCUGGUGCGCCGUCCCGCACUGACGUGGUUCUUGAAAACCCGAUGUGACUGAGGGCAUCCAGAGCUUGGGGGUGAGUUGUUGCCAGGUCUCCUGGAGCACUACCCAGCAGUGCUGGAAACAGCCUCGGGGAUAAACACUCAUGCAAAUGAUCAGGCAGACCCUUCCUCAAGGAGGGCCUCCCAAGACAAUGUUUGUAGGGCUUAAAGUGGAAAAUUGUUUCACCAAAAAAAUUCC